CCAACGUAUCCACUUUAACAUUUCGACAUCAAGAUCCAAAUUUGAAGCUCAAGAAAGCUCCAACUUCUCCACAAUCGCUCUUGUUUCUAUUUUUCAACCAGCUGAAAGAAAAGCAAUUGGGAAUCCAAACUCCUCACAAAUGUGCCAGAAAUAAAGAGGAUCAAUCCCCCCCCCCCCCAAUUAAAAACCCCGAAGAGGGUAGGCAACUUAAACAUGAGCCGUUCCCUCCUGCGCUCCGUCCUGGAGUUGCGCAAACCAAUUACCCGGCUCCCGCCCACCUACCUCCUUCCCAUCCGAGCUCGUGGCCUAGCGACGACGAAGACGACGACGACGACAAAAGGUGCGGAACCCAUCACACCACCCACCGCAACAUCCGCCCAGAAGAUCACCGGCGCCUCCCCGACGAUAGCGACUUCGCAAUCCUCACCACUACCCCAAAAACAACAACAACCACCUCCACCCCCACCAUCACAACUCCAAACUCAAACUCAAACCUCGACCUCGACCACCUCGCCUGAAAAAGUAAUUUCCUCCUCCGUCGCCCAGCUCUUCCCCCUUUUGCGCGCGCAGCCAAACCACUACAUCACCGUGCACAUCCACGGGAAACCCUACCUCGUGGUGGAGGGGGACUCGAUCCGGCUGCCGUUCCUGAUGCCGGACGUGGUGCCGGGGGACGUGCUGCGGCUGGACCGCGCGUCCACGCUCGGCUCGCGCGACUUCACCUUGAUCGGCCGCCCCUUCAUCGACGACAGCCUGUUCGAGUGCCGCGCCACCGUCAUCGGCGUCGAGUCUGAGCCUCUGCGUGUGGUCAUCAAGACGAAGCGGCGCCAGAGGCUCACGCGACGCAUCGCGAGUAAGCACAGGCAGACGGUGCUGAGGAUCAGCGAGUUGAAGUUGUUGGGGCCGCCUUAGUUUGGUUUUUCUUAUCUAUCUAUCGCCAUCCGAGUUGUGCAACGGGGAAGAAGAGGGGUUUCGGGUCAUGAUAUAUGAGAGGAUGGGGAUCAGGCAGGGAAAGGGAGAGGAAAGGGAAGACUUAGGUCGGAAUGGAGGGAAUAACGACUCACGUCUACAUGUACAAACUUGAAAAUACGAGCUUCGCUACGACACGACCCAUAACGGUAUACAUAUCUACUGUAGGUACUAGCAUAUCUAGUUGUAUAUCAACGUGGCAAGGCAAAUGCUAGAAAAAAGAGGGGCGGGGGGGAACAAUGAAAAGAAACCCCUUGAAUACUCGAAAAACGCAAUUGUACUACUAUACCUGCCUAUAGUCAUUUAAAAUAAAAAAAAAGACUCAUCGUUCCCAUUG
Molecule: messenger RNA, 1306 nt
Organism: Hypoxylon fragiforme
Lineage: Eukaryota; Fungi; Ascomycota; Sordariomycetes; Xylariales; Hypoxylaceae
Exons: 1
Coding region: 214-912 (232 amino acids)
Cellular component (GO): ribosome; mitochondrial large ribosomal subunit
Molecular function (GO): structural constituent of ribosome
Source: RefSeq, a predicted model, not a curated record